GAGAAGUUCGUGCGCGGCGGUUCGUUAUCUUUUUUUUUGCUUACUGUUUCAGUACGUGAGUGUGUUGUUCAAUCGAGCGUGCGAUCAAGAUCAGUUUCGUAGUACGUCUCGUGGUAGUUGGACCGGUUUAUUGUAUCGUCCGAAAUCAGUGUGUUGUGUACGUAAUCUACAAAUCCGAACUGGAACUGAAAGACGGUGGAAAAUAUGAAGUGGUUCACGUGCGGCUUACUUUUAUUCCUUGCGGCCAUGGACACACCAGGCGUGAGUGCCCAGUGUUUGGCCGAGAACGACAACAUACAGCACAGCAAAGCCGAUAAUCCGCUGUCCCGGAAUCGAUUGUACAAAGGCGAAUCGAUUUUCACGCUAAAACUGCUGGAAGCCAUCAAUACCGCCACGCCUACUGAGAACGUCUUUUUCUCGCCGUACAGUUUGUACCACGUGCUACUGUUGAUGUACUUUGGUGCGAAGUCGACCACGGAAAAGUUACUUCGCACUGGUUUGGAGCUGCACUGGACCGAUGAGAAGCCGGUGAUCUGGCAGGCAUACAACGUAGGCAAAAAAUCGCUCAGCACACGGUUCAGCAACAGCAAAAACAUUCAGUUCUCCUCCAUCGACAAACUAUUUUUCGGCAAGCAAGUUCCUAUCGAGGAAUGUAUGGAGGAUAAAUUCUUCGACGAAAUCGAGAAGCUGGACUUCGAGAACGAACCGGAAGCCCAACGGGUAUACAUCAAUAACUGGGUGGAGAAUGUGACUCACGAUGAGAUCAAAGACCUGCUCAUCCCCGGAUCAAUCACGAGAAACACUAAGCUCGCGAUUGCAAAUGCUGCCUACUUCAAGGGUACUUGGCAGAACAAGUUCAAGCCUGAGGAUACCAAAAAAGACAUUUUCUACGUAUCGAACGAACGGCAAGAGUUCGUUGAUAUGAUGCACGUUGAGGGAACCUUCAGUCAUGCCGCCAACGAGAAACUUGCCUGCCACAUCCUGGAACUGCCGUACAACUCCGAGGACGACGAAGCUCGCGUUUCGAUGUUCGUUUUCCUGCCACCGGCAGAACCCAACGCACUUGACAAACUGUUGAAGCGGUUAACCUCAUCCACGGACAUUCUCAGUGAAGUCGUCGGUGAAGGCAUCACUCGCCGGGUGGACGUCAAAUUGCCCAAGUUCAAUAUUGAGAAAACCGUUGACCUGAAGCCAGUCCUCGAUCGGAUGGGCAUGGGUAAACUUUUUGGAAACUCAGCCGAUUUUACCGGUUUCUCCAAAACUGCCCAGAUCGGGUUCGACGAGGUCCAACAGAAAUCCAAAAUCACCGUCAACGAGGAGGGAUCGGUAGCCGCUUCUAGCACGAUUGCGUUCAGCUUCCGGUCGUCGCGACCGGUUGAUCCGGCUAUAUUCCACUGCAACCAUCCGUUUGUAUUUAUCAUCUACGACUAUUCGACGCAAGCGGUGCUGUUCAACGGUGUCUACCGCCAGCCAGAGUGAUGUGAUAGCGUCUCGUUGGAGCAGCCAAAACCUGGUGGCGCACUAGUUCGUAAGGUUCUAUUUUUAUUCCCAAUUGAUGACGACAGCAGGCAGCAACAGCAGGGCAACUAUGCGUGCCAGUUUGGUCACUAUUUAUUGAUUAACAAAAACAGAAACAAAUAUCUCAGUAACAGACGAUUAGUUUAGAACAUUUUAAUGUGCUUUAAUAUAUGAACAAAUGGAAUUGUCAAGAAUAAAAGCUUUAAAUGAAA
Messenger RNA from Malaya genurostris, 1730 nucleotides. Its product is annotated as serine protease inhibitor 88Ea-like. The transcript is spliced from 4 exons. NCBI's taxonomy places the organism in Eukaryota, Metazoa, Arthropoda, Insecta, Diptera, Culicidae. The record is from RefSeq and is a predicted model, not a curated record. Bases 205 to 1479 code for a protein of 424 amino acids. Gene Ontology annotation, molecular function: serine-type endopeptidase inhibitor activity.